Trichogramma pretiosum is the source of this 701-nucleotide messenger RNA. RefSeq lists its product as uncharacterized. NCBI's taxonomy places the organism in Eukaryota, Metazoa, Arthropoda, Insecta, Hymenoptera, Trichogrammatidae. Gene Ontology annotation, biological process: proteasome assembly. The record is from RefSeq and is a predicted model, not a curated record. The coding region runs from base 229 to 621 and encodes 130 amino acids. The transcript has a single exon.
UAUGUUGCCGACGAUGUUCAUGGAGCAGUCCGGCAAUGAGUUCCCGCAAUCUUACAAAUUGCCCAGUAAGUCUGUUUACUUGAACUGCGGGACUUCUCUGACUACAUUCGUAAAUAAGUUUAUUACGAGCAAUUUUUACCCAGUCAUAGCUCAUUGUAUUGUACAAGUGACGAGAUUUCGCUUUACAAAGUUUCGAUCGAUUCACGGUUUACAAACUGAUAAAAAGUGAUGGGGUUGGAUAAUGAUUUAGAACUGCUGCCAUGCAGUUUUCAAUUUCAUAAUUUUCAAGAUAAAGUUGGCGAGGUUAACUUAAUCUGCCAGAUCACGAAGAUGAAACAGAGUUUCUACGUCUGGCUCGCUGAAUACAACGAUCAGAGUUUAAAACACUUGGCGGUCGCUUCGACUGUGGCCGGUGAUGGCAAAAAACAAGUUUUGUCGACAAAAAUUUUGGGACCCAUCGUCGAUGACACUUCGUCGUUUAUCGCGUCGAGACUUUCCGCCAAAGUUGGUGUACCAGUGUUUGUGAGCUUUAACGUGAUGACUGACAAUUUGUCAUUGCCCGCAAUUGAAAAGAGAAUUGCUCAAGAGUUUAAUAAUCAUCCUGAACUUCUAGUCUUUUAAUGUGUAGCUGAAUGGUGUUGUGUAAAAUUUAACUUUAACAAGUUAAUUAUUUAAUGUAAAACUCAGUGUUAAUUUUUCAU